This is a messenger RNA of Diaporthe amygdali, 1395 nucleotides long. RefSeq names its product kinase domain protein. Gene Ontology annotation, molecular function: protein kinase activity; ATP binding. Bases 1 to 1395 code for a protein of 464 amino acids. Gene Ontology annotation, biological process: regulation of mRNA processing; spliceosomal complex assembly; protein phosphorylation. The transcript has a single exon. Lineage: Eukaryota; Fungi; Ascomycota; Sordariomycetes; Diaporthales; Diaporthaceae. The record is from RefSeq and is a predicted model, not a curated record.
AUGAUGAGUCACCUCGCUGGUGAUGGCCGUGGCAGACCAGGCUCUGGCGCUGAGGCUACAAGCGAGGCCAAGUAUGCCGAGAGAGUUGAAGAUUCGGAUUUCAAAUUUGAGUACGAGUUUGUAGAGGAGAUCGAACGACUUGAGCAAUACAAGCCUGGUGGCUAUCAUCCUAUCGCACUCGGGGACACGCUACACAAUGGCCGAUACAGAAUUGUUGAUAAGCUUGGUCAUGGCACUUACUCAACCAGCUGGAUCGCAAGAGAUGUCAAACUUGACAAAUAUGUUGCUAUCAAGAUAUGUACCGCAAAAAGCAGCGACACAUCUUACGAGGGGGAGAUCCUUCGUCAGCUACUGGACUCCAAUGACGAAAGAAGUAUUCUCGUCUCCUAUCUUUUGGACGAGUUCUAUCUGGAUGGUCCAAACGGCCGAUACGCUUGCAUAGUCACAAAGCCAACGCGAAUGAGUCUCUCCGACGCACGUGAGACCUCUAGCUGCUAUGGCCUUUUCCACAUGCCGACUGCGUGCGCUAUCAUCGCCCAGCUAAUCCACGCUGUCGCCUUCUGCCACGAGAAGGGCAUCGCGCAUGGUGACUUACACCUCAAUAACAUUAUGUUCUGCUUUCCACCUACCACUCAUAUCGACACCCUCUCACAAGAUGACCUCCACGAGAAGUUCGGCCAGCCUGCUGCCGAGCCUCUCAAGCGUCUCGAUGGCAUUCCCUUGGGACCCGGCGUACCUAAGCAUGCUAUACCAGGCGCAUGGUUCGGUUGUAGCAGCGAGAAAGUCACACUUGCUGACUGCACUAUUUCCCUUGCAGACUUUGGCGAGGCGUAUAGAGUUACACCAGGAACAGAAGGGCAACGUCUAGAGUGCCACACGCCCUUGCGCCUCCGUCCGCCCGAAGCCAAGUUCGGUCCAUGCGAGCUAGGCCCCGCCUCAGAUGUCUGGAGUCUCGCAUGCGCCAUCUUUGAGAUCGCCGGCACCGCCCCGUUAUUCUUUGGGUCCUUCUUCUUGAACGCAGACUCAGUGACAGAGGAUUGGGUUGAUAUGCUAGGCAGACUGCCGGACAAGUGGUGGACACGGUGGGAUACACGGGCCGAAAUGUUUACUGAGGACGGCGGGAAGUCAGAUCACAGCGUGGACGAUGUGCGCGGGUCGCUGGAACAGCGCUUCGAGCGGAGGUCGCAGGAGCUGCGGCGGAAUGAGGGCAUGGAAGAGUGGAGUGCCGAGGAGACGGCGUCGCUUCUGGGUAUGCUGAAGGCUAUGUUGGUGUAUGAGCCUGCUGGAAGGAUCUCUGCCGCUGAGAUUUUGGACACCGAGUGGAUGGUGAAAUGGGGCACCCCAGCGUUGGAGGAGAUGAAGAGGGCACAGGAGGCGGCGCCAGGCUCCAAAUAA